AGAAUGCAUUGAAGAGCCGGCCGUUCGAGGAGAUUCGAGAUGUCCGCCGUAACCAGCCCGUAUGGCCCCACGGAGAUGCUUUCCGACUCGGUGUACAACUACGCGACGACUCGGCGGGGCACCGCCGACCAGGACAGCGACUCCCAGUACGAGGGCCAGGCCCAGCUGCAGAUCUCGAGCAUCCAGAAGCCGCGGAACAAACGUAAGAACUUCAAACCGAUCAGCAGCCGCAUGGUCGAGGUGUCCGACGAGUCCGACAAAGACGACGACGAGCUGGAGGCGAUCGAAGAGAGUUCCAGCGAGAUACUCGAGUACGAGAGGAAGACGAUGCUGCUACCGGCCGAGGACAGGUCCAAACAGAGGCUGAACAACAACGAAGUGAGCCCGAUGGACCUGUCGGUGGCCACGAGGCCACCCUCGUCCGAGGCCGACGACGAUAGCGGCGACUCGCUCAGGCACAAGUUCAUUUUGGAACAGCUUCGCUCUGAGAAGCUUUACUCACCCGGUACCGAGGCGCGGAGUCCGAAUUCCGAGUCCUCAGAGAAGAGCGGAAGCGGCGUUAUGGACACGGAAUCCGGCCGAUUGGACGAUACCCCGUUCGAGGAUGACCGGGGCCAGGACGGGGGCGACGGCGAUGCUGAAUGCGAGGAGAGGAAACCGUACGAGGGGAUGGGGGAGUUCGUCGAAUCGACGAUGCAGGAGCUCCUGGCGGUCUACGGCUUCGCCGGUGGUGAAUUGGCGAAGUCGGUGAGCAGGCAGCUACCGCCGACCUUCCUGAACCCGGCGACCGGUGGCCAUCAGCCUCACG
This is a messenger RNA of Ceratina calcarata, 808 nucleotides long. RefSeq lists its product as uncharacterized. NCBI's taxonomy places the organism in Eukaryota, Metazoa, Arthropoda, Insecta, Hymenoptera, Apidae. The transcript has 3 exons. The record is from RefSeq and is a predicted model, not a curated record. The annotation marks the transcript as partial.